CUAGUGUCAGCUAAUGGAACGGGAGCCCGGAGGUUGCUCUCAUGGCUAUGGGAGCCGAGAAGAUGAGUUUGAACGUUUCCAUCCCACUGGUUCUCACCAUCUACAUCUUCACCUUCCUGAUCGGCCUCCCGUCCAACCUCCUGGCCUUCUACACCUUCCUGAUGAAGGUCUGCCAAAAACCCACCCCCGUCGACAUCCUUCUCCUCAAUCUCACCAUAUCUGACAUCUCCCUUCUCAUCUUCCUCCCCUUCAAGAUGGUGGAGGCCAUCUCAGAUAGGGCGUGGACCUUGCCCGCUUUCCUCUGCCCACUCACCAGCUUCUUCUUCUACAGUAGCGUCUACAUCAGCUCCCUCUUCCUCAUGGCCAUCAGCGUUGAGCGCUACUUGGGUGUGGCCUUUCCCAUCAAGUACAAGAUCCGGCGCCGGCCAGCCUAUGCCACCGCUGCCUCCGUGGUCUUGUGGGUGGUGGGCUGUGCCCACUGCAGCAUCGUCUACAUUGUCCAAUACCAAGACCCGAGCCAGAACAGGACUGCACCCUUCAACAACGCGUCCCACUGCUACGAAGAUUUCUCCCCUAGGCAGCUCCUGGUCCUGCUCCCUGUCCGGCUGGAGCUCUUCCUGGUCCUCUUCUGCCUCCCCUUCACCGUCACCAUCUUCUGCUACAUCAACUUUGUCCGUAUCCUGGUGGCCCUGCCCAACAUCCCGGCCCGGAGGAAGCAGCGGGCCGUGGGCCUGGCCGUGGCCACCUUGUUCAACUUCAUCGUCUGCUUCGCCCCCUACAACCUGUCCCACGUGGUGGGCUUUGUCCAGAAUGAGAGCCCCUCCUGGAAAGUGUACGCUCUUCUCCUCAGCACCCUCAACGCCGCCCUGGACCCCGCCAUCUUCUACUUCUCCUCCAGUGCCGUCCAACGGGCCUUCACCAACUGCCUGGCCACCCUGUGGAACAAACUCAGCACCAUCUUGUCCCGGUGCCAUCUCCACUGCUUCACUCGCUGCGGGGAAGGGGGCAGAGAGGGGGAAGUGACCAGUGGGAUGGAGGCUGAGGAGUUGAUGACUUGAUUUCCUGGAUGAGACCGACUCUCUGCUUCCUCCGCAGAGCCUUCCUUGUUCCAGGCUCUGCAGAAGCAAGAGUUAGGUGUGACGGGUUCCCCACUCCCGGAUCUGGGGUACCACUGAGUCCUCUAACCUACCAACCUGGGCUCCCUCUCGCACUGUGUUGCUAUGACAAGUUACCAAACCUACCAGCCUGCACUUUCACCGGCAUAUAUACUAGUAGGAACUCACCCAAAUGCAGUUACACGCAGCUCUCUGACCAGCUCCUGCAUGGGAAAGCUACUCCCAGCUCCUCAGGCACGCACCCUCACUGGAGUAUAAACCCAAAAUUAUACCGUCUUGUGCUUCUCCAGUCCAGGCAGGGUGUGACGGAUGCAACUGGUUCUCGCCCCUGGGAUGCCACCUGGAAAUGGGGUACCACUGAGCCCCCUGACCCACCAGCCUGGGCUCCCUCUCACACUGUACUGCUGUGACAAGCUACAAAGCCCUCCAGCCUGCACUUUCACCAGCAUUCACACAGGUAGGGACACAGCCAGCUGCUCAGGCGCACACACCCUCUCUGGAGAAUAA
Mauremys reevesii (Reeves's turtle) is the source of this 1622-nucleotide messenger RNA. Its product is annotated as free fatty acid receptor 2-like. NCBI's taxonomy places the organism in Eukaryota, Metazoa, Chordata, Testudines, Geoemydidae. Bases 42 to 1058 code for a protein of 338 amino acids. Gene Ontology annotation, cellular component: plasma membrane. The record is from RefSeq and is a predicted model, not a curated record. Gene Ontology annotation, molecular function: G protein-coupled receptor activity. The transcript is spliced from 2 exons. Gene Ontology annotation, biological process: G protein-coupled receptor signaling pathway; cellular response to fatty acid.